AACUGACACUGUGAGCUGAUCAAAUGGAGCGGAGGCAGGACACUUUGUUUGAUUUCUUACAAAAGGCUGUUCAAGACCGUACUUUUGUUGAACAUCUUGUUCAUAAGAUUGAAUCUAUGGAUGUUGCAGCAUACAAUAAGAAAAGACGAUUGCCUUAUAUUGAUCAAACCAAGCCAGUUGGAGAAAAUAGUCUUUUGGAGAACAACAGUAGUUCUGGACCUGAGAUAGGAAAUAUUUUGCACCAAAGUUUCUCAAACAAGCUAAGACUAGAAUUGUCACCUGCUGUUUCAGAUAUUAACUUGGUUUCUAAUAGCACACAAAGUUCUAAUGAAGAUAGAGCAAGUCCACAGAGAAGGGUCUGUGAAGGAGAACCAAAGGAUGCUCAGACCAGAUCAGAGGGCCUUUUAUUCGCACCUGAAACGUUAGAUCUUUCAGAUACGGGUGCAUCUUUUACAUUCAAAAUGGAUUCAUCUUUCACGCAGAGAGUACAAAUGAAUGAAAUCCCAACAGUACAUUCCCUGCAACAGAGAUUAAAUUCCAAUGAAGAACCUGAUAGUCGUGUUUCCUGUCAAUUAAAUCUAACUCUGGCAUCUUCAUUACAAGUCAAUAGAAGUCCUAGCUUAACUAUGAUGUCCCAACAACGUCGGUAAAUUGUAAAAGUCCCAGAGUUA
Durio zibethinus is the source of this 671-nucleotide messenger RNA. The record is from RefSeq and is a predicted model, not a curated record. Lineage: Eukaryota; Viridiplantae; Streptophyta; Magnoliopsida; Malvales; Malvaceae.